CGAGCGUCGUCUAACUAUAGCCCCCGAGCUACGACUAUAUAGAAAUUUUGAAGCGAGUAUCAAACGGAAAAUCGCCAAUAAGCUUAUCCACAUUUCUCUAAAACUACCACUAGACUAUUCUAACGAGCAGCCUUUUGUAUUUGUUUUGUUGUUGUAAUACGAUCGCUAAAUGACGCGCUUUCCUGCUCUCAAUUAUCUGUGCUACUCGCUUGCUGCUAAAUUUUGGAUAAAAAAUCCAAACAAAAACUACGCAAAUAAACUACAAGUUUCGUUUAAAUUAUAAGCUUUAACUCUAACGAAUGCAGUGUGGCAGCAAAAUGUGGCACAUAUUGUUGCAUAUUGUAAUUAGCUGCCGUGAAAAUGUUACCUAGACCAAAUGUAAAUGUAACAAAAAGAAUAACUUUUGAUAGCUAAAAACAUAUGUUGUUGGCUUGGUGUUUAAUAUUUUUAUGUUGUUGCUGUGCCAAACAUUUUGUAAAAUAAAACACAAAAGCAACAAGACGUGAAACUGGAUUAUCGAAUAGAUGCGAAAAUGGACGACGAGAGCGAUGACAAGGAUGACACGAAAAGUCUUCUUUGCAGAAAGUCACGCAAUCUUAGCGAGAAGAAGCGUCGCGAUCAAUUCAAUUCGCUGGUGAAUGAUCUCAGCGCUUUGAUAUCCACCUCCAAUCGCAAAAUGGACAAGUCCACGGUGCUCAAAUCAACAAUUGCCUUUCUCAAGAAUCACAAUGAGGCUACGGAUCGCUCGAAGGUGUUUGAGAUACAACAAGACUGGAAGCCCGCAUUUCUAACGAACGAUGAGUUUACGCAUUUGAUGCUGGAGUCCCUGGAUGGCUUUAUGAUUGUGUUUAGCUGCAUGGGUUCCAUAUUCUAUGCGUCGGAAAGUAUUACCUCGCAGUUGGGCUACUUGCCGCACGAGCUGUGCAGCAUGAGCAUCUAUGAUCUGGUCUACGAAAUGGACCAUGAGGCGCUGCUCAACAUAUUCUUGAAUCCCACGCCUGUGAUAGAGCCACGCCAAACGGACAUCGGUUCGAGCAAUCAGAUAACCUUCUAUACGCAUCUGAAGCGCGGCGGCAUUGAGAAAGUCGAUGCGAAUUGCUAUGAGCUGAUUAAAUUUGUGGGUUACUUUCGUAACGAUGCGCAUACGCCCAUGGAGCGGGACAGCGGCGGUUCGAGCGGCUCGAGUGGCAGCAGCUUGCCGCGCAUCUUUCAGCUGAACCCCAAAGUGGAGGUGGACAAGCGUCUGGUGUUUGUGGGCACCGGACGCAUACAGACGCCGCAGCUGAUCAGAGAAAUGAGCAUCAUCGACCCCACCAGCAAUGAGUUCACCUCGAAGCACAGCAUGGAGUGGAAGUUUCUGUUUCUAGAUCAUCGCGCACCACCCAUUAUAGGCUACAUGCCCUUCGAGGUGCUGGGCACCUCGGGCUACGACUACUAUCACUUCGAUGAUCUGGACAGCAUUGUGGCCUGCCAUGAGGAAUUGCGUCAGACGGGCGAGGGCAAGUCCUGCUAUUAUCGCUUUCUCACCAAGGGUCAGCAGUGGAUUUGGCUGCAGACGGACUACUAUGUGAGCUAUCACCAGUUCAACUCCAAGCCGGACUAUGUGGUCUGCAAUCACAAGGUUGUCAGCUAUGCCGAGGUCAUACGCCAGAAUCAAAAGGAGCGGCGUCAGGACAGCAGCAAACAGUCGCUCAAUACUACCUCCAAUAGCAGCAAAUGCGUCUCGGCAACGACUACGCUGCGUGACUUUGAGCUGUCCAACUCGCAUCAACUGGACAGCACGCUGCUGGGCCAAAGUCUUGCCAAUCUGAGCAAUGAGGCUGCCGCCGCUUCUGCUGCUGCCACCGCUGCUGCUGCCGCCGCUGCUGCUGCUGCUACUGCUGCCACCGUGCCCAACUCACCCACUGUGGACUCCUCGCCCAUGUGGUCGACUGGCGUGGCAGCGCCUGCCUCCAGCAGCUGCAUAAAUAAUACGCUAAAGAGCUCACGACCCGCCUCCAGUUAUGGCAACAUUAGUUCCACCGGCAUCUCGCCCAAGGCCAAGCGUAAAUGCUACUUCUUCAACAACAAUCGCGGCAACGAAUCCGACUCCACGUCCCUCUCCGCAGACUCGGUGACCAGCCGCCAAUCACUCAUGACGCACGUCAGCUCGCAAGGUCCCCGCCAGCAUCAUCACAAUCGUGAAUCGCAAGCGCAUCUGCAUCAACAGCAGCAGCAGCAGCAGCAGCAGCAGCAACAUGCACAGCAGCAGCAGCAACUGCAACAGCAGCAGCAACAGCAGCAGCAGCAACAUGCACAACAGCAGCAGCUGUCGCAUCAACAGCAACUGCAUCAGCAGCAGCUGCAGCAGCUGCAACAGACUGUGGCACAGCCCAAAAUAGUGCCCAUGCUGCCGCUGGCGCCCACACAAAUCGUCACCAGCAAUGCCUGCCAGUUUCCUCCCGUGCCCAACUACAGUCCACAGCUACUACAGGCACCCAGUUUCCUGGAGCCGCCACAGUAUUUAGCUGCCAUACCCAUGCAGCCAGUGAUGGCGCCGUUCCAAGUGAGCACAGCACAGUCGUCGCAGCAGGCGCAUCCGCCCCAAACGGAUUUGAUGUCGGGCACAGUGGUAAUGACGGCCACGCAGAGUCAGCUGCAGGAGCAGCUGCAACGCAAGCACGACGAGCUGCAGAAACUGAUCUUCCAGCAGCAGGACGAGCUGCGCAUGGUCUCGGAGCAGCUGCUGCUGGCGCGCUAUACGUACAUUCAGCCCAUAAUGCCCAUGGGCUUUGCAUCGGCAACUACUGCCGCCGGCAAUAUGCCGCGCAAUUAUAACUUUAGCAGCAACAGCAAUACGGUGGAGCCGCAGUUCAAUCAGUAUGGCUUUGCUCUGAACUCGGAGCAAAUGCUGAAUCAGCAGGAUCAGCAAAUGAUGAUGCAGCAACAGCAGCAUCUGCAGAACCAGCAACAUCAGCAGGUUCAUCAGCUGCAGCAGCACAAUCAGCAGCAGCACCAGCAGCAGCAACAACAACAGCAGCAGCAACAACAACAGCAGCAACAACAGCAGCAGCAGCAGCACCACCACCAGCAACACCAGCACCAACAGCAAAGCAGCAAUAUGUUAUCAUGCGAGGAUAUAGAAGAUAUAGACGCGUUUCUCAAUCUAUCGCCGUUGCAAGCGUUGGGCACACAGUCCUCAAUACAGCAGCUGGGUAGCAGCAACAACAACAACAACAAUAACCACAACAGCAGCAACAACAACAACAGCAACAAUGCAGCACAAAGUUACAGCAAUAACAACCACAACAACAACAAUUCGAAUGUGCCACAAAACACAAAUGAGGAUUCUUUAUUAUCUUAUGUGCAAAUGGCUACACAGUCAAGUCCCUCGCUUAACUUUCACAUGGGCAUUAGCGACGAUGGCUCCAACCAAAGCGACGAUAACAAAUUGCAACAGCAGCAGCAACAGCAGCAGCAGCAGCAGCAACAAGCCAAUAGCUUUUUCAAUUCAUAUCAAAAUCCAAGCCAAUCGCAGCUGCCCAAUGAGCUGGAAAUCUUACCAUAUCAAAUGUCACAGGAGCAAUCGCAGAAUCUAUUCAAUUCACCGAGCGCUUCGGGCAGCAAUCAGGAUCAGCUUUAACAGCAAUUUGGCAUUCCUUAAAGUGAAGCUAACGUUACCUAUUUAUGUUGUAUUAUAUAAAAAGCUCAAUUGAAUUAUAAGGCAGCUAGCACUCUCUCUCUAACUAACUAACUAAUCUAUCUAACUAGUUGUAGCUCGCAAACAGACUGAGUAUGGUAAAUAAGUUUAGGUUGAGCUUAGUUAACAAUUAGCAAUGUUUUGUUUAGUUAAGUGCCAAAGGAUCUCUUAGUUGUAACAAGCACUUUAAUUUUAAUUUGUUUUUAAUUUUAAGACUGCGCCUUGUUUGCUUGCACUAGUUUACAAAUAAAACU
This is a messenger RNA of Drosophila busckii, 3933 nucleotides long. RefSeq names its product circadian locomoter output cycles protein kaput (gene Clk). The transcript has 8 exons. Gene Ontology annotation, cellular component: nucleus; cytoplasm; CLOCK-BMAL transcription complex. The record is from RefSeq and is a predicted model, not a curated record. The coding region runs from base 533 to 3622 and encodes 1029 amino acids. Lineage: Eukaryota; Metazoa; Arthropoda; Insecta; Diptera; Drosophilidae. Gene Ontology annotation, biological process: circadian regulation of gene expression; regulation of transcription by RNA polymerase II. Gene Ontology annotation, molecular function: RNA polymerase II cis-regulatory region sequence-specific DNA binding; DNA-binding transcription factor activity, RNA polymerase II-specific; protein dimerization activity.